Salvelinus namaycush (lake trout) is the source of this 588-nucleotide messenger RNA. RefSeq names its product galanin/GMAP prepropeptide (gene gal). The record is from RefSeq and is a predicted model, not a curated record. Gene Ontology annotation, molecular function: hormone activity. The transcript has 6 exons. The coding region runs from base 1 to 429 and encodes 142 amino acids. Gene Ontology annotation, cellular component: extracellular region. Lineage: Eukaryota; Metazoa; Chordata; Actinopteri; Salmoniformes; Salmonidae.
AUGAAGAAGUCUUUUGGAGUAGUGUGCAUAUCACUAAUUUUAUGUGCAGCUCUGUCAGAAACAAUUGGAUUAGUGAUUGCGGGUAAAGAGAAGCGAGGGUGGACACUAAACAGUGCUGGCUACCUUUUGGGUCCCCGUCGUAUUGAUCACCUAAUACAGAUAAAGGAUAAUCCAAGCGUAAGGGGGAGAGAAGAACUGCUAAGUCAAUACGGCAUUGACGGUCACCGCACUCUCAGUGACAAGCAUGGCCUUGCUGGAAAGAGAGACAUGCCCCUGGACAAUGACUUCAAAACAGGUGCCUUGAGAAUAGCUGAUGAGGAUGUAAUACACACUGUCAUUGACUUCUUAUCAUACCUGAAACUUAAAGAAAUCGGAGCUCUGGAUACCAUGCCUUCCUCUCUCACAUCAGAAGAGAUGGGUCAGCCCUAGUUCAACUGAUCUCUUCUCUACGCCUCACCUGCCUACAAACAACAGUAUCUGUACAUUUCCCAUUAUACUGGAUACUGGUGUCAUCAUAACAACAAUAUACUAUACAGAUUAAUCACGUUCUUAUUAUAAUUUGAAAGAAAUGGAUUGAAUAAAACUUUU